Molecule: messenger RNA, 1594 nt
Organism: Drosophila hydei
Lineage: Eukaryota; Metazoa; Arthropoda; Insecta; Diptera; Drosophilidae
Gene: Lsd-2
Product: lipid storage droplets surface-binding protein 2
Exons: 4
Coding region: 337-1395 (352 amino acids)
Biological process (GO): positive regulation of triglyceride storage; lipid storage
Cellular component (GO): lipid droplet; cytosol
Source: RefSeq, a predicted model, not a curated record
ACCAGCCGCGCAGCUUGUAAGUCAGUCAGAAACGCGUUGAGUGCGACAGCGAACAGACGUGCCCAGUGUAUUAGAGAUCGUAUAUAUAAAUAUAUACACACUUCCACAGGUCCCCACACACACAUACAGAGCCCCCUUUUCAAGUUCUCUAGCUCGUGGAAUUGACACAUACACGCACACACACUCAACAACACAUAUACAAUUGUCCGCUUUUUUUCUUUGGUGCCACAAAAGACGAAAAAGUGCCGUGCUAAAGCAUAAAAUAAAAUAAAGAAAAAUAAAGUGAAAAUUAAGCAAAAAGCGAAAGAAAGAAAAAUAGCAAAUAUUAUAAGAAACAUGGCAAGUGUAGAGCAAAAAAACGCAACAGGCAACAGCAACGGCAACAACGGUACUAUAAAGACGAAUAGUACCGCAGUGGCUGAGCCUACUGAGCCGCCAAAGGAUGCUAAGGACCUGUUGCCGCAUUUGGAGUCGCUAGAGCGCAUCAUUAAGUUGCCUGUGGUGAAUGCAGCUUGGGAUAAAUCGCAAGAUGUCUAUGGAAAAGUGAAGGGCAAAAAUCGCGUCUUCAAUUGGGCCUUGAAUGCGGCCGAGGAUUGCGUUGCACGCGCUGUCACCACAGCCGCGCCCAUUGUGAAUCGCUUGGAUCGCCCCAUAGCCUAUGUGGAUCAGACGCUGGUCAAGGGCAUCGAGACGCUGGAGGUGAAGGCGCCCAUCAUUAAGGACACACCACAGGAGAUCUAUGCCCAGGCCAAGAACAAGGUCAUCGAUGUCGUUCAGCCCCAUCUGGAGCGCGUUGUUAAAUUCAAGGCCGCGGGCCAACAGAAGGCCGCUUCGCUCAAGGAUCUCGCCUGGCAGAAGGCCAACGAGGUGCUGGCCACCCAAUAUGGCAGCCUCGCCGUCAAUGGGGUAGACACGACUACAGCUCUGGCUGAGCGUCUCCUCGAAUACUAUUUCCCCAAAUGCGAAUCGGAUGUCGAGGAGGAUAAUGAUAAACAAAAAGCUGUCGUGCGAAAUGGCAAAACUGCUGAGAAUGACAUGCCAGUUCCCGCCAGCGAGGACCCCGUUUUACACACAGUCCAGACCGUCGGCCGCUUAUCCAAUAAGAUCUCGCGUCGCGUCUAUAGAAAUGUCUCCAGACAGAUCAAACAGGUCCAACAGGGCAACAUCAACGACUAUUUGAGCUCGCUGAUAGCCGCCUUGAAGUUGCAUCAAUACAUCAAUUUCAUUAACUCAUCGAUGGGCACAAAUGUGGAGCAGUCGACGCUUUCGAGCGACAACUGUACACCCUAUGGACCUAGUAGCAGCAACAGCAGCAGCAACAACACUAACAACAGCAACAGCGCCAACAAUGCCAAGAGCAAAGUUGCUGUUGCAACGCCAUCUAGCGUACAGUAGAAACAAGUGCAGCUGCCAAUGGGGUUUUUUUUGUCGGUUUGCUCCGAUUUGAAUCAGGUUUUUUUGCUAAUCAGAAGAAAAAACAAAUCUUAACGACCAACCACCCUAUUAUACGCUUCUCAUUUUCUUAUGUAGUUUUAUAUUUUAUGCCUCUUUUCUUUGCAUAUUAACUAAUUUUUUUUUUAUUUUAAAAAGUGGC